GGUGUCGUUCCCUGGCGCGACAUUUCACGAGCUUCUCUGCUGUUGCACAGCUUAGGGCGGUGUCGGUCCUCCUGCGAGUAGGGGUGUCGUUCCCCAGUGUGACAGUUAAACACCCACCUGAAGCUACGAGCUUUUGGGAAAAUUUCGAGUUAGAAAGACAGCUGGCGAUAAAGGAGGAUAUUUUCGACAAAAAAUCGCAGAUCGACGCAUUAAAUGUGCUUGAUGCUUCUCGUAGUCAAAAAAGCAACGAACAUAUUAGUAAAGUUAAUUCACGCGCAGAAUCCGCAGAUACAUCAUCUGGACAAAAGCGUAAAAAAAGAAAUCUAUCCCUCUCGAAAAAGAAUAAACAAUCGGUCGACUCGGCUGUUUCAAAAAAGGCCAAAACCAUCAGCGGGGAUGUGGAGGAUGAUGAUCCAUUCAUAAACAAUAAUAGAACCGAAGGAUCUACACAUUCGAAAGCUACACCAUCAUCAUUAGGUUCACAAUCCUUGGAGAUGCCAAUUGGAGCUACGGAAAUGACUA
This is a messenger RNA of Acaulospora colombiana, 522 nucleotides long. The record is from the annotation of a GenBank genome assembly. Lineage: Eukaryota; Fungi; Glomeromycota; Glomeromycetes; Diversisporales; Acaulosporaceae.